UUCCACUCCACCGAUGACCCUAGCAGGAGGAGCCCCUCGCCGCCGGCGAGCUACACGCUCGCGUCUCCCGGCCCCUCUCCUCCUCGCCGCCCUCCUUCUCGUCGUCUCCUCGAAGCCCCCUCGUGCUUCUGCGCUCCGCGUCCCGCUGCGCCAGGUCGCCACCUUCCUCAACCUCUCCAACUCCCUCCUCACCCGCGUCGCCGCCGCUCGCGCGGCCCGUGGCGACGACAUUGCGGCAUCCCGCGCACGCAGGAUCGCCUCUCAUCUCUCCCUCUUUUCCUCCCGCGGCGCGUGGGCCCUCUCCUGGGACUACCUCCGCCACUACGCCUUCUCAUCGGCAGCCGGGUGCGGCCUCUCCUGCGCCACCUCCGCCGCGCGCCUUCUCGCUGCUGCGGCGGAGGUAUCGCGUCUACAUUCCGCCACCGACGCCGCCCAGUGGCUGCGCCGCAACUACGGGGACGUCCGGGACGCGGGCGGGCAGCUCCUCAACGGUCUCCUCGUUGCCUUCUCCGAGCAGGGGCCUUUACGAGAGGUGGUGAUGGAUGUGAAGUGGGAGGUGGAGGAAGGGGAGCUGCUGAAGGAUUGCCUUGAGGUGGGAGCGAAGGACUUGGAAGGGUUGCUUGUCAUUGCCAAAGAUCUGAUAUUUGGGGCUUCAAGGACUUCACGCCAUAACGAACUUUGAGGUCCAAACAAGGAACCUGUGAUAAAUAUCAAACUUUGGAAGGAAACCCUGAAGUGACGUUUCUUUUCAGCCUGGGUCAAGCCAGUAGAGUACCUGUACUCCUAAUCAUCUUUCAAGAAAUCCUCUUCCACCUUGACCUGGUCAGGUAAAGCAGUUGAUCUUAUAUUGAAAAUGAUUAGAUUGUACCUUACCACAAUUAACACUUAAUGUACAUAAAUUUGAAAUCCAAAAAUGCUGAGAUAUUCUGCAUGCCAAACCUUGUGGAUUUUAAACCAGAGUAAAGUGCAUAUCAAAUUGUCUGUAAACAAUAUUUCGAUAUAACCGUGAAGCACAGUCCACUAUAUAAGCACAUGCAGGGUUCACUGGUUUUCAGCUUAAGGAUAACACUACAAUGGGAAAAAAAAUUUGUAGCAACAGACCUCCAAGAUAGCGGUUGGCUAAUGUCGUCUCGAGACAUUUGAUAAUAUGUUAUACUUAUGAUGCGAGUAGCAUAAAAUUUGCCAUUCUGGCCCACAUCCAGUAACUCGGAUGGCCCCGCAUGUUAGGGAGAGAGGGAAUGCAAUCUGUUUGUCUCAACCAUGCUUGCGAAAAUAGAAAAAAAUAAUUCCAAAGAGAACAUGGCCGUGUAGCUUUGCUAAAGCACAUUUUUACAUUUGCUAUAGAGAUGCCAUUAAUUUUCAGCUUCUUCAUUGUUUGCUGAAAUAUCGUUUUGUUAAUUGGUGCUCUCUGUCCUGCUCCUCCUUGAUACUUUAUGUAUAGCUUGAAUGUGGCUAGUUUGGCAUAUUAUUAUUGGUUAAGACUGUUGACCACUCCCAUGUACUUAAAUGCUGCCUUUUGAGCAGUUCUAGCAUGCUUCAGUUCUCCUACUAUCCUACAUUGUGUCACUUUCCCAGUAAGCUGUGCAAAAUUAAUGAGCUAGGACUUAUUUUUGCUUGUAUUUAGGGCCGAUUUGCCUUGAGAUUCCUCUUCCAUCUGUUCCUAAUAGCUUGGUGAUCAGUAUAUUAACUCUGCAGGUCGUGCAAUCUAAAUUACCUGUUUACAUUUUGUC
This is a messenger RNA of Oryza brachyantha (malo sina), 1730 nucleotides long. RefSeq lists its product as uncharacterized. The record is from RefSeq and is a predicted model, not a curated record. The coding region runs from base 14 to 682 and encodes 222 amino acids. Lineage: Eukaryota; Viridiplantae; Streptophyta; Magnoliopsida; Poales; Poaceae. The transcript is spliced from 3 exons.